Messenger RNA from Pangasianodon hypophthalmus (striped catfish), 8520 nucleotides. It is a transcript of the gene mst1rb, whose product is annotated as macrophage stimulating 1 receptor b. The record is from RefSeq and is a predicted model, not a curated record. Gene Ontology annotation, molecular function: transmembrane receptor protein tyrosine kinase activity; protein binding; ATP binding. Bases 380 to 4537 code for a protein of 1385 amino acids. Lineage: Eukaryota; Metazoa; Chordata; Actinopteri; Siluriformes; Pangasiidae. The transcript is spliced from 21 exons. Gene Ontology annotation, cellular component: signaling receptor complex; membrane. Gene Ontology annotation, biological process: multicellular organism development; nervous system development; cell surface receptor protein tyrosine kinase signaling pathway.
GACUCUCUCCUCGGUGCCCGGGCUGCGCGCAGAGAGCGGGGUGGAGCGCGCGCUCGCUCCUGCGUUCUGAGCAGAACCGUUCGGACCUCCGAGUUCACCGAGUGAAGUUAGCCUUUAGCUAACAGGACACUUUUUACCGUUUUAAACCCGGAGGACGGAGGAUAACAACGCGCAGGAUAAGAGAAAAGCGGAGGAAAAGUUAACCGAGCUGUUCGUUUAUCACUUCUGUGUUAUUUGUUGUGAAGAUGCAGUGAGGGAAAGAAAGUUCUCUCCUGUUCAGGACAGUUUACCUCACACAGAGAUCCCAUUCCGGUUCUCAGGAUGUCUCCAUUCGAAAGCUGGAGGUAACCAGAGGAUUAUCUGCGUUCCCUCAUUCGACAUGGUCCACUGGACCACUGUUCUGGUGCCAUGUAUCUGGAUUCAGGCCCUUGCGACGUGGGUGGCAUCAGACACCUGCCCCUCUGCGUCCCUCGCGUCAGUCAACUUCUCCGUGCCCUACCCCCUGCCCUCCUUUCAGACCUCCAACCCCAUCCAGAACAUCGCCGUCAACCCUUUUUACCAUGAGGUCUACGUGGGGUCACGGAACCUCAUCGAGGCGGUGAACAGCACUCUGGGUAAGCUGUGGGAGCUGCGCACUGGACCUGUGGGUAGCAAGGAGUGCCGGUUGUGUCGACUGUGCGACAUUGAGAGCGAUCCGUUCGAGGAGGAUACGGACAGCGAGGUGCUGCUGCUCGACACCUUCCUCAUGUACCUGUACACGUGCGGCAGCUCUCAGUACGGAGUGUGUUACUUCCACCAGCUCAAUGAAAACGGACAGGCGCCGGCGCCCUCCAAGUGCCUUUUUCGCAAAGAAGCCAAUUCUGCCGCUUUCUGCCCGGACUGCAUCGCCAGCCCACUGGGCACCAAGGUCAGCAUGGUGGAGGAGGGACAGACGGUGUAUUUUUACGUCGCUGCGACGGUCAAUGACAGCGUGACGCAGCGGUACGGCCGGAAGUCCGUCUCGGUGCGGCGUCCUUUAGCCACCGAGGAUGGCUUCCACACGGAUGUGCAGGGCCUGACGGUGCUGCCCGAGCUGAGGCGGGUGUACCCCAUUGAGUACGUUUACAGCUUCUACACUAAUGACUUUGUCUACUUCUUGUCGGUGCAGAGGGAGAAGGCGGAGCCGCAGGGCACGUCUCCUUAUCAGACGCGACUCGGACGUCUGCCGCGUAACGAAUGGGAAAUGCGCCGCUACCGAGAGGUUGUGCUCGAGUGCCGUUUUGAACCCAAGCGCAGGCGCAGGAAUGCGGGCGGUGCCGGCGCAAGCGAGGCCUUCAAGGACAUCGUGUACAACGUGGUGCAGGCGGCGCACUUCGGCAGGGCCGGGCGCGAGCUAGCCGAUGAGCUCGGCGCAGAAGAAAACGACGACAUCCUGUACGGGGUUUUCGCUGUCACGGACGACUCGGGCGUUACUGAGCACGACUCGGCUCUCUGCGCAUUCCCCAUGGACUGGGUGAACAAGUUCAUCGAUCAGGGAGUGGAGGAUUGCUGCAAAUCUGGACCUGAGCAGCUCUCCCGCGGUCUGUGUCACUUCCAGACCUGCGAAAGCUGCCCACACGAGAGCAUGGAGCAUAAUGUGAGCUGCAGAGAUCAGCCCACUCUGGUGGCCCAGCCGUGUUACAGAGUGGAUCUGUUCAACAGGCAGAUGAGAGACACGUUGCUCACCUCUCUGCUCGUCACCACCAUCGACAACAAAACCCUCGCUCACAUCGGCACGGCCGACGGCAGACUGCUGCAGUUCGUCUUGCGGAGAUCCAGUCCCAUCAUCUUCGCCAACUAUUCCCUAGCGCAGAGCCAGAAGGUGUCGUCCAUCGCUGCCGUGCUUCCUCCAGACCAUCUCCUGUUUGUAGUGGGGAAUAAGAUGAUCCAGGUGCCUCAGAGAGGUCCAGGGUGUCUCCACUUCCUCACCUGCGCUGCGUGUCUGACAGCACCAAGGUUUAUGGCUUGUGGCUGGUGUUCGGGACGUUGCACCUGGCAGUCUGAGUGUUCAGGGCACUGGGUCAAAGAGUCCUGCCCACCUGUUAUCACUGACUUCUUCCCUAAGACGGCGCCCCCUGAUGGUCAGACGGAGGUGUCGCUGUGUGGAUUCGAGUUCCAGUCGCCCCACAAACCUGACAUCACCACCAGGACUCAUGUGGUGAAGCUCGGAGAAACCGGCUGCUUGGUGCUCCCUCAAAAAAGCAACAGAACAGUGCUGAUGUGUAAGAUCCGUUCUGGAGUAACAGAGCCUCCGUUUAAACCGAUUAACGUCACAGUGAGUGUGCGUGAGGAUCGCAAGGAAGACCCUUACUUCAUCAAGGGAAUCGAUGAGAUGCCUGGAUUCACAUUUGUGCUGCCCAACAUCACCGAGGUGCAGCCGGAUUACGGUCCGAUGAACGGAGGCACCUUGAUCAACAUCACCGGACCUUUCUUACACUCAGGAAAGACCAGGAAAGUCACGCUGGAUGGUGAAGUCUGCCCUAUCAAAGGCGUGUCUAUAGUCCGGGAGACCCUGUCCUCCAUCUUUUGUCUGUCUCAGCGUGUCAAUGAGGUGAAGGACGUGGUGCUGCAGGUCUACAUCGAUAAGUUUCGCAUCGCCACCACCAGAGUGUUCCGCUACAAGGAGACGCCUGAGAUCCUCUCCGUCCAGCCCGACUGCAGCUUCGACAACGGUUCGCGAAUCACUAUCGAAGGGAAAAAUCUGGACUCUGUCUACAGGACCGUCAUCCACUUCAAACCCAAAGAGAGCCACCUGAAACCAGUUUCCACCGAGUGCCAGGGAAAAGCCAAGUCCACCCGUAUGGAGUGUGUGACCCCCGUCUUUCCCAGAGAUGAGACGGAAGAAGGAGAGCUCUCCUUUGACAUGGACGGAGCUGUGGGUCUGUGGAAGCAGGACUUCUCUUAUCACCCCUAUGGCAGGCCCAUUCCCUUUGAGACCGAGGGACACAUUCUCACACUCUACCCUGGCUUUGAUGAAGUUUCCUUACAUCACCAGAAGCUGAACCUGGUGAACUCCUGCAUGAAGAUUACCAUGACCGUUGGAGGGGUCGACUGUGGAGCGAAGGUUUUGGAUAACGAGAUCACCUGCCGCAUCCCCAAAAACCUCACCAUCCCUAACGAGGGCUUACCUGUGAAGAUCACGGUCAACGGCGAGGUUCAUGACGUGGGCACUGUCGUCCUGGUCAGUAACCACUACGUAGUGGGCAUCGUGCUUGGCAUUCUGGGAGCUCUGGUGGCUGGCGCAGUGCUGGCUUACGUCACUAUGAAACACCUGAGAAAGAAGAAGACAGAUUCUCUGGCUGAGAGUCGGCUGUCCCACUACUCCCGUAAUCACAGUCUCUCAGGCAACGGCAGCGUCGAGCUCCUGCCUCUCGGAGACUACAGACGAGGAGAACUUCCCUUCAGUCCGAACUCUGCGUCCACCGUGCCUGUGGCGUUUCCUGGCCUGGUCUACGCCAACGCGCUGGAACCCAGCCUCAACCCGCUCUUACCUUCCGAGAAAAUCUCCAUCUCUAGCUUCCAUCCUGAGCUCCUGGAGGAAGUGAAGGACGUCCUCAUCCCAGCGUCCAUGCUUAACGUGCAGUACCAUCAGAUCAUCGGGAAAGGUCACUUCGGCACAGUUUACCACGGUUACCUUACCACUGACCACAACAACAGGGAAAUCCACUGUGCCGUGAAGUCACUAAGUAACAGAAUAACGGACGUGGAGGAGGUCGAGCAGUUUUUGAAGGAGGGGAUUCUGAUGAAGGCUUUCCACCACAGUAAUGUGCUCUCUCUGCUGGGCAUCCUGUUGCCUCACAAAGGGCUCCCCCUAGUGGUGCUGCCCUACAUGAAGCACGGAGACCUGCGUCACUUCAUACGCUGUGAGAACAGGAACCCCACAGUCAAGGACCUGAUUGGCUUCGGACUUCAGGUUGCCAAGGGGAUGGAGUAUUUAGCACAGAAGAAGUUUGUGCACAGAGACUUAGCUGCCCGCAACUGCAUGCUGGACGAGUCGUACACGGUGAAGGUAGCAGACUUCGGCAUGGCUCGCGACGUACUCGAUAAGGAGUACUACAGCAUCCAGGACCACAGGAAAGCUAAGCUGCCUGUCAAAUGGAUGGCCAUCGAGAGCCUGCAGACGCAAAAAUUCACAUCUAAAUCUGACGUGUGGUCCUUUGGGGUUCUGAUGUGGGAGUUAUUGACACGAGGAGCGAGCCCUUACCCAGAGGUCGACCCGUAUGACAUCACACAUUACCUCUUAAGGGGGCGGCGACUCCCUCAGCCACAGUAUUGUCCUAAUCCACUGUUUGCUAUCAUGCUGCAGUGUUGGGAUCCGGACCCGGAGCUGAGACCCAGCUUCUCCACACUAGUCUCUGAGGUGAUGGCCAUCCUCUCAGGCCUGGAAGGGGAGCACUACAUCAGCCUGAACGUGACGUACGUGAACCUGGACCAGCCGCGCCCUUACCCCGCCCUCACUGACUCCGCAGACGAGUGCGAGUCCUCGGAUGAAGACGAGGCGGGCUCAACUACCACCUGACCGGCUACGCGUGCCGUCACUCAUAGAGAAGGUGCUAAGACGUCAACCCAGAGUCAGUCAUUAUUUAUUUAUUAUGUAGCAGCCGUGCUGGAAUGUAAAUUUGUUAAAGAAAUUUACAUUUACGGUUUCUGUAGCAUGUAGGAAAGACGAAUGGUUGUCUGAGGUAAAAUUAAGUGCACAAUGCACAACUUCAGCCCUUCAUUUUAUUCAGAAAUUGCAAAGAAUCCACCAAGACUGGAGCCAAAUCAGAUCAUGUGCCAGGUGUUGCAGUGUAAACAGGUGAGAGACUUAGAGACUAACAUGGUUUGGUUUGUCCAAUAUUUUUAGUUUAAAAAUAAAAGCAUGAAAAAUAGGAAGUAGUGGUUACAGAUAUUAGCAACAAAUGAGGAAGAGGAUCGUAUUCCAUGUCAAUCAUUUCAAGAGCUGUAAAAUUAUGGAAAUGUACUGUAUGUUAAUGGUUUCCCUAUUCAGGAUACAGAUAAUGACCUUUAAAAAGCAAGAUAUUUAUAUGUAGCAAAUGAAAUCAUGCUUCAUCUGUGACGAACAUUAUGAACAUGCACAAGAAUUUUAUUACACAGCAGUUUGGGUUUUUAUUUGAAUCCACAAUGUCCACAUUUCCCCAAUUUUUUCCUCUGCAAGCUGCUGUAUACCUUGUCAGGUUCAAUCCACUUGAACAAAACAGAAACUGUCUCUUUACAAAUAUUAUUUUUAAAAAUAGCAGAGUUUGGGGAUCCAACUCACUCAAAGUGUCCGAAGUUAUAAUUUGUAAAAUCAUGCACGCUGUAAUGUCUACACUGCUGCGUUUAUAAAAUGACAGAUUGUGAUGAAAAAUGUUCCAUACUGAGAGUAAUAAGGCUUAUUUUUAAAGUUGUGCACUUAGCCUGAGUGUUUUGCAUUCUCAGUCCUGCAGCACAGCCCUCCUCAUUAAGCCGCGUUUCCAAAAUGUUUUGUAGCAGAUUGAUUAUUGCUAUAAAUUGGCACUAUUCUAGUAAAACCAGGAGUCAACAAUCCCACACUGGAUUGUUUAAGAUCCAAUUUUCCACCAUUAGUCUGAUGUAAGUCUGUCAAAAUGUGUUUGGCCAAAUUAGCAGCUCCUGAGCGACACGACAGAAAAGCGUUCACUGCCAUCCGUGAGCAAGAGGGAGCAAAUUAGCCAUGCAGGUCUGGGUGGGAGGGACUUCCACUCUCUCCUCGUCAAUCACACUGACACUAUCCAAUCGUGAGCAUCUGUGAGUUGAUGUAUGUGGAAGAAGGCGGACAGCGCUUUCCUCCAAGUGUGUCGCGCUGCUACAGCAUUAGCAGCAGUUUGAAAAGAUGCGGCUGGCUUCACAUGUCUCGGAGGAAGCACUUAGCCUUCACUCUUCAUGCCGUAUGAUAAGGGAGAGCUGGCUGGUCGGUGGGAACUGGCCAAGAAUAAAUUAGGGAGAAAGUGGGGGGGGGGGGAUUUUUAGUUUAAAAAUUUUAGUUUAAACUAAAAAUAGAAAAUGAGAUCAUAAACAAUUUGAAGAUAUUUUUCUGUGUUAGGAAAAAAUUGGAGCAGUGAAAUUCAUUCUGGCUGCCUAAUGGAAAUGUAUUAAGCCUGGUGAUUGUCAUGAAGGAAGAUGAUGACAUUCUGUUUUAAUAGUAAAGAAAUCAAUAAUCAAGGUUACGAGUGUAAACAUUAGGCUUCCACAGAACACGAUAAGAUUUCUGUUCGUAAGGUAACAGUUUGAUAUUUGACAUUAGCACAAAACCUGCUAUGAUACGACACGAUGCGAUCUGAUUUAAUAACCUCUGAUCCACAUGAGACUCUGUUCAGAAUCUGGAGUAGGUCUACUGGGGUUCAGAGACGAUUAUUUUAAAAGGAUGAAAGUUUGAGGCAAAUCAGCUCGCUAAUCUGUUAAAUUAUUUACAAAAAAAUAAUUUUUUUUACACACUAGUUAUCUCUCCUUUUUAUAAUUCAUUAUAAACAAUAUAACCAUUUAAACCGUUGCCUUUUAAUUCGAUGCAUUAAUCCAAAUUGUCCGAUCAUUACGCCCCUAAUCAAGAUGCACAAAGAAUCAUUUUAUAGUCAAAUCGUGGCUCCUUGAAUUGAAAUUUAAUCAUGAGCUGCUUAGAGCUUUCCACCUGCACCAUUUUACCACGUUUUCAUCCCCUCUAUGUCAGUAUAAGAUCUCAUUAAUACUGAAUACUAAAUCUAUCAAGUACUUAAGAUUCAUGUACAUCUUUUUAAAAGGAAGUGACAGCCCUAAAAGACAGAUAUUAUAUGUUACAUUUAGUGUCCCUAACUCUUAACACACCUGAUUAAACUGCGUCAGUUGAUUAUGAAGCGCUUCGUGAGUCAGAUCAGGAUGCGCUGGAGCUGAGAAGACGCUGAGCUGGCAAUGGACUGGGAGAAUUAUAAAACACCAGGAUCAGUACAGGCAGGAUCGUAGUGGGCUGCUGUGUGAGUGUGUGUGUGUGUGAGUGUGUGUGUGUGUGAUAGAAAGGAAACUGUUAUAUAAGAGAGCAGUAUCAUGUUCCUCAGAUACAGUGAUGUUAGUGAUAUUAGCCGAGGUGGUGAAACGUCGAGCUCUCACAUCUUCUGAUUUUGUAAACACGCACAUUUGAGUUUUGUUGACUUUUAUAUUUUUUGAACGUACAGUAGAAGACAGUGGUCACAUUUUACUACUAGACCACUAAAAGGAGUAUUUAGCUAUAAUAUGCUGAUGUGUUUAACACUGAACUCGUUAGCUUUUUAUUUAAUUUAGUGUUAAAUGGUACCUGCUAGGUUUCAGUCAUUAUUAGCAAUGCUAAUGCAUUUUUCAGCCUGGUGUCUGUUCACUGCGUCUGUGACGUAUGUCUGUUUAGUGCAGACAAGAAUUUCUACUAGAAAACCAACAAAAAUUGGCACUUAAUCUUACCCUAAUGCAACCAUAACCACAAAUCGUAAUAAUCUCUGAAAGGAUGAUUUUUACUGAUGUAUAGAUAAAUUUACAGAUACGUCUGUAGGAGCGGGCAAAUUUAUUCGUCGCCAGGUUCAGCAAGCAUUAAAAGCAAAAAAAGAAACUUCUCCUUAUUAACUUCCAUAUGAUUUCAGUUUAUGUUUAUGUUUAAAUUUGUUUGUGUUUAAAUGUUUAAAUGUGCUUCAUGGUGUUGUAAUGUACCUCGAUGCUGUAACUACAGCGCAAGCUUUCGAAUCCCACCACCUGCCGCACUACACACAUCAGCAGCAACACGUCAGAUCUUUACCAGGCGGAUUAAUCAGCAUGCACGGAUGACAGGUGUUCUUUUCAAAAUAAAUUCCAACGCAAAGCUCUGCCACUUACUACACACCUACACACAGUCGCUUUCACACAUCGAGAGAAAAUAAAGAUGCUAGUCAGAGUCAAGUAAUAUCUUUUUUACGUGCGAUGUGUGUAAACUUCCAUUUGAAUUGUUUCCCAUUUCAAGUCAUUUCUGUUUCUGUUACUCACACAUACACUACAGACGCGAUGGAAAAACAUUAGGCUGAAAAACGUUUUGAGUGUUAGUGAUCACUUUGACUUCGUGAGCUCUAGCUGAUGUAUAUUUUGGCUCAUACGUUUGUACGUAAUUGUAUGUUUGAAAAUAAAACAGUAUGUAAUUGUUUUAGAUUCUUGAGGCACGAGUAUUAAUUGAUUUUCAUUCUGUAGGUGAACCGAUGACAUUGUAGCUGUGCUUUAUGUGGCUUGUGCAUUUCUAAUUUAAACACGAGAUAGCAUCACGAGAUAGCGUAAUUUAUUUCACUGGCUUUAAUUUGAAGUUCCUUCAACUGUAUAGCAAUUGUACCACGGUUAAUAACAUUUGUUUAAAUAAAAAGAUGUAAAGAAAAACAGUUUUGUUUCACUUUAUGGCAUCUUUUUUUUCUAUGUUACAUUGAUGAGUGAUGUCAUUGCAUUGUUUUUCUAAAUGUGUUCUGUCGUGUUAUGAUGAUCACACUGGUUCGUAUUCACUCGGCUACUUGAGUCCAGACAGCAGUAUUUACACGCCUACAUUUGAGCGCA